AUGCGGCUGCUCAAGACGACCAAGAUGACCGAGGAGGAGCUGCGCCUCCGCAACGAGAAGCGACGCGCCCGGGCACUGACCCGCUGGGAGCGCCUCCGGGCCAUGCAGGACGACGACGCCAAGGGCAAGGAGAAGGACAACGGCAGCGGGAGCAGCAGCGAGAGCAGUGAGGAGAGCGAGGAGCGCCAGCAGCACUCACGGCGGAGCAAGUUCGCCCAUCGGAAGCUGCAGAAGAAGAAGGACAGGCGCAGCCACCGCCGGAGCGACCACCACAGCGGGAGCAGCACGCAGAGGCCAACGGCAAGGUCGGCGAUGACUCCGUUCGGCUACGUGGCCACGUCCGGGGCCAAGCGGCUGCAGCAGCUGGAGCAGGCCAACGCGAUGACGCGCUUCUUCGACGCCCUGGGCGGACGCGAGUCAUAA
Acanthamoeba castellanii str. Neff is the source of this 423-nucleotide messenger RNA. RefSeq lists its product as uncharacterized. Bases 1 to 423 code for a protein of 140 amino acids. The record is from RefSeq and is a predicted model, not a curated record. NCBI's taxonomy places the organism in Eukaryota, Discosea, Longamoebia, Acanthamoebidae. The transcript is spliced from 2 exons.